Coniosporium apollinis CBS 100218 is the source of this 1419-nucleotide messenger RNA. RefSeq lists its product as uncharacterized. The record is from RefSeq and is a predicted model, not a curated record. The transcript has 3 exons. The coding region runs from base 1 to 1419 and encodes 472 amino acids. NCBI's taxonomy places the organism in Eukaryota, Fungi, Ascomycota, Dothideomycetes. Gene Ontology annotation, molecular function: basic amino acid transmembrane transporter activity. Gene Ontology annotation, biological process: basic amino acid transport; transmembrane transport. Gene Ontology annotation, cellular component: fungal-type vacuole membrane.
AUGUCCUCGGUCACACCACUGGGAGGCAGGCUCUCCCGCAUCUUCUCGCCUCGAGCAUACAUCACCGCAUCUGCCUGCAUCAGCGCCUUGGGCGUGUUAGUAACGGCCUUCGCACCAACAUUAGCCGUCUUCCUGAUAGGCCGGGGUAUUACGGGGGUUGGAGCAGCAGGCGUAUUGAGCGUAGUCAUCAUACUAGUGCUCGAGCUGGCGAGUGAGAAGAGAAGGGGCUUGUUCAUUGGACUGAUAAAUUCCGGUAUGACCAUCGGCGUGAGUCUCGGUGCGGUCAUUGCAGGGGCUAUGGCGCCGAAACUGGGCUGGAGAAUUGUCUUUUGGGUCCAAGUGCCUAUUCUUCUCCUUGCUGGCUUCGGUGUCUUCGCUGCACUGCCGUCAGCAAGGAAAGAUGCCGGGCAUCCGGAUAAGCCACCCAGACAGUCCAUUGCUGGUCAGCUCCGCAGGAUUGACUACCUUGGUGCCGUACUGCUGGUAUCUUUUGUAGUUCUCUUCCUCUACGCCUUGUCAGCUCACGUCAUCCAUCCGCUUUACAUUGUCGUCUCUCUUAUACUUCUUGCUCUGUUCGUCCUAGUUGAGAGCAAGUACGCCACAGAGCCCUUUAUCCCAGUCACCGUCCUCAAAUCCCGCGGCACGUUGCUCAGCUGCUUGGCGACUCUAGGCAUGAUGGCCGCCCGCUGGUCCGUCCUUUUCUACACGCCUGUCUACGCCAUUGCUGUGCGAGGCUGGAAGCCCGCGGAGGCAGGCCUGAUACUUCUCCCCACAAACGCUGGGUUUGCGCUGGGUGGGUUGCUCGCUGGCCUUUUCCAUAUCCGACGCGCCGGGAGCUUCUACAUUUCGUGCAUCGUAACUUUCGCAUUCUUCGCCGCUUCGCUCUCUCUCCUCUCGCAAAUCUCUACGCCUUCCUCAUCUGCAACAGCUUACGUGAUUGCAACCUUUCUGAACGGCCUUGUCACGGGCGCAUCUCUGAAUUACACCCUGGCUCAUUUACUGCAUCUUGCGCCGAAGAGCCUUCAUAUCAUCGUCACGCCUCUGCUCGCCAUGUUCCGCGGCUUUGCCGGCUCUUUCGGUUCAGCUAUCGGUGGCGGCAUCUUCGCGCGCUCGCUGAAGUCUACGCUGGAAAGAGGGUUUGCGGAAAAUGGGCUGCUGAAUAGAGACAGCCUAAUAAGGACGUUGAUGGGUAGUCCGGUCACCGUGCAGGGGCUGAUGGGAGUGGAGAAGGAAGUGGCAGUUCAUGGAUACGUCGUUGCCAUCAGAGCGCUGUUCGUUGCUGGCGCCAUGUUGGCUUUAGUUGCCGGUGUUGUGCAGGCGGGUACAGGCUGGAAGGGGCAUGAGGACUUACCAGAAGAGGAGGAGAGAGUGAGGAGGGAGGAAGAAAGAGCCGGAGGUGCAGAGUGGGAAGCCGCAUGA